AUCAGGUGUGUCUGAAAGGUGUUUGUGUGUGAGCAUACACUCAAGGCCAGAGAUGUUUAUUAGAGCGUUCAAUUGAACAGCAAACUAAGCGUGUUGCUGCCCGUCUAUUGGGAACCACUAUUUACCUGGUGUGAUUUUAUUUGUGUGCGUGCGUUGUGUGUGUGUGGUAGGAGGCAGAAGAGCUUAAAGAGAUAUAGGUAGGGCUCUGGGGAUAAGUUUCAGCCCUGGAUUUCCCUGAGAUGGAGGGUCAUUGUUAUGACCGCUUUGGAGACGGAGAAAGGGACAAUUACCAGAUCGAUUACCGGAGGAUUGUAGGGGACAUGGAGCCGGCGCGGCCUCGCAUCUUGAACAGGGAUGGCGAGCAACCUCAUGCGUUUGGUGCCUACGCUCAUCCUUCACCACAUGGACACGGGCACGAGACUGCAGCCCAGAGAUACAGCGCUACACGGAUCCAAGCUGGAUUUGAACCCGAAAGGUCAUUGAUGGGUGGAAUUGGAAUAAUACAUCAUAACUGUACAGCAGAGUUCCAGGCCAAUGAGGUGCGCAAAGUUAAGAAAUUUGAGCAGGGUUUCAUCACAGACCCAGUGGUGAUGAGCCCCCAACACACUGUGGGCGACGUGUUCGAGGCCAAGAUUCGCCACGGUUUCUCGGGAAUCCCUGUAACAGAAGCCGGCAAGAUGGGAAGCAAGCUGGUUGGCAUUGUCACCUCCAGAGACAUUGACUUUUUGUCUGAGAAGGACCAUGACAGACCCUUGGAGGAGGCAAUGACAAAAAGAGAAGAUUUAGUUGUCGCACCAGCUGGAGUUACGCUCAAAGAGGCUAACGAUAUACUACAACGGAGCAAAAAAGGUAAGCUACCCAUUGUGAACGACAGCGACGAACUGGUGGCCAUCAUUGCUCGCACGGACUUGAAGAAGAAUCGAGAUUAUCCCCUGGCUUCCAAGGACUCCCGCAAGCAGCUUUUGUGUGGGGCUGCCAUCGGUACCCGUGAGGAUGAUAAAUAUAGACUGGACCUCCUAAUGCAGGCUGGGGUGGACGUAGUAGUCCUGGACUCUUCCCAGGGAAACUCAGUUUAUCAAAUUAACAUGAUAAACUACAUUAAACAGAAGUAUCCCGAGCUCCAAGUGGUCGGAGGAAAUGUUGUGACCGCUGCUCAGGCCAAAAACCUCAUAGAUGCAGGCGUGGACGCUCUGCGGGUGGGCAUGGGCUGUGGCUCCAUCUGUAUCACGCAGGAAGUAAUGGCAUGCGGAAGACCCCAGGGUACAUCUGUAUACAAGGUUGCAGAAUACGCCCGUCGUUUCGGAGUACCAGUUAUUGCUGAUGGAGGAAUUCAAACUGUUGGACACGUGGUUAAAGCACUGGCACUGGGAGCAUCAACAGAAAUAGAUCAUGCCAAUGUGACUUUUGCAUUCUAUGUGAACAUGUCCAGUGAGGGAGACAAGGUGAAGGUGGCCCAAGGCGUCUCAGGGUCGGUCCAAGACAAAGGCUCAAUUCAUAAAUUUGUACCUUACCUCAUCGCUGGCAUUCAGCACGGCUGCCAGGACAUAGGAGCCAAGAGUCUGUCAAUUUUACGCUCAAUGAUGUACUCGGGGGAGCUGAAGUUUGAGAAGAGAACAAUGUCUGCCCAAAUGGAAGGAGGAGUUCACGGCCUUCACUCGUAAGUCCAAACUCCCGAUGCUGGUGGCCUUUUCCUCUUUAACUUGACCUAACUUCUAUACUCUACUCCUAACAUAAGGCCCGCUGGCCAAAACUGGCCCGCUAGAGGUGCGACAAUAUGGCCCACUUGAUGAUGUUAGUUACAAAAUUGUAAAAAUAUAUAAUGACAUUUCCAUUUUUUUCCUCUCUAAUAAACUCGUUCAUGUUUGCAUGAAAACAAAAAGAAAAACCGAAAAUCAAUUUGACACCACUGCACUGCUUGAUUGACA
Messenger RNA from Cynoglossus semilaevis (tongue sole), 1925 nucleotides. RefSeq names its product inosine-5'-monophosphate dehydrogenase 1a-like. Gene Ontology annotation, biological process: GTP biosynthetic process. Lineage: Eukaryota; Metazoa; Chordata; Actinopteri; Pleuronectiformes; Cynoglossidae. Gene Ontology annotation, cellular component: cytoplasm. Bases 240 to 1661 code for a protein of 473 amino acids. The transcript is spliced from 10 exons. Gene Ontology annotation, molecular function: IMP dehydrogenase activity. The record is from RefSeq and is a predicted model, not a curated record.